Rhopalosiphum padi (bird cherry-oat aphid) is the source of this 1512-nucleotide messenger RNA. RefSeq names its product farnesol dehydrogenase-like. The coding region runs from base 189 to 956 and encodes 255 amino acids. The record is from RefSeq and is a predicted model, not a curated record. The transcript is spliced from 7 exons. Lineage: Eukaryota; Metazoa; Arthropoda; Insecta; Hemiptera; Aphididae.
CACUUAUUACGUAUUCAGAUUAUUACUUAAUAUAAUUAAAAUGACACACGGCAGACAGUUUGACACUAACCAUCAACACGAGCGAACCCAACAACACACGUAUUAACAGCCGCAUCUUCCAAAACACGAUCAGUUUAUGCGGUGGACGCACGGUGAUAGAGGAGUGCUGAAAUACAAUUUCAACAAAAAUGGAUAAAUGGGUAGGAAAAGUCGCCGUGGUUACGGGUGCGUCGUCUGGGAUCGGAGCAGCUACGUGUAGGCGACUGGUUGACAGCGGGAUGAUCGUCGUUGGUUUUGCCAGGAGAGAAAACAGGCUUGAGGAAUUACGAGAAACAUUGACUGGUAAACCAGGUGAAUUUCAUUAUUACAGAGUCGAUUUGUGUUCGGAACGAAACAUUCGAGAAGCUUUCAGUUGGGUAAAAAGUACGUUGAAAUCGGUUGACGUAUUAGUAAACAACGCUGGAGUUUGGAAAAAUUGUGACGUUUUAGGAAAUCCACAAGACUGGAAACUGAUGUUUGACACUAACGUGUUAGGACCGAGCAUUUGCAGUAAAGAAGCCGUGAAUAUCAUGAAAGAGUUGAAAAUCAAUGGUCAUAUAAUAAAUAUAAAUAGUGAUAUCGGUCAUUAUCCACCAACGUUAAUGGCCAACAUGUCUGUCUAUAGUGCGACCAAGUUCAGUAGCGUUUCAAUAACUGAAAGUUUACGAGAACUUCUGGCCUUACAAAUGUUGCCAAUCAGAGUCACUAGUAUCAGUCCGGGAUUAGUGGAUACCGAAAUGGCUGAUGAUAUGGUCGAUGUACUAAAACUGAAGCCCUCAAACAUAGCUGAUGCAAUUGUAUAUGCUUUGGCUACACCGCAAUACGUUAACGUUUCUGAAAUUCUUAUUCGACCAACAAGUGAGACAAUGUUACCAUUUAUUAAGGAUGCGUUUCAAGAAUUAAAUAUUAAAUUGUAAUUGUACACGAUGUUUAAUUGCUACCUAUAAUUAACAUAUUUAACGCAAUUAUCUUAAUGUAUAGGUAUUGUAUUUGGUGUAGUUUUAUCAUUUUGGAAAUGUGUUAAAACAUUUAUUUUCAAGUUAUUUCUUGGUAUUUUACUAUAAUGCCUAAAACUAAACAUUAGAUUUAAAAAAAAUAAUACUAUUUAACAAUAAAUAAUACCAAAAAAAACAAAAAUUAAUUUUUUUAGCAAAUCUAUUAUUUGAAUUACUUAUGGUGAUGUAGUCUGAUAUCGUAUAUUAAAUGGACUGUAUUACAUUUUUAAAUGAUGGCUAAAGAUUACCUAGGUAUAUAGAAAAUACUGCUACAUAGUUCAACUUGUAUAAAAUAUAUUUAUCUAAUUUAGCUUAUUUUAUUUAAAUUUAAUUUUUAAUCACUGUUUCACAUAAAAUGUUAUCUAAUAAAUUAUUAUACUAUUUUUUUUAAGUUAAUAAUAUACAGUUUCCAAAGUGAUGUAAAUUAAACACUUAUUAUUUAUAAUAUAUGAAUGAUGUAAAUGUUGUAUAUAGAUAA